CUGGCUCCACGUGGUUUUCACCGCUCGCCCCGGGGACCUGGUGGUCCCAAGGGAUCUCCAGGUUGGGGUGGUGCGGUAGAAAGAACCGCAGGCAGCCAGGAGGGUCGGUCUGUGACUUCUCCCCGAAACGUGCAAGGAGCGCGCUCUGCGGGGAAAACCGGACUCCGCCGGCUUCCGACGACAAGCUUGCGACGGAGAGUCGGAGUCCCGAACGACAGGUGAGGACGAGUGAGCGGACCAAAGGGAAGGACAGUCCGGGGUCACCAACCAGACCGCCAUGGCCGCGCCCGCCCGCCGACUGUGCCAUAUCGCCUUCCACGUGCCCACAGGGCAGCCUCUGGCCAGGGAUCUGCAGCGCCUCUUCGGCUUCCAGCCCUGGGCGGCGCGGGAGGCCGGCGGCUGGCGGCAGCUGGCCCUGCGCAGCGGUGCAGCCGCCCGGGCGCUGGCGGCAAAGGGCAGCUGCGUGCUGGUGCCCCCUGUUCGUGUGCAGGAUGCACUGGGUGCUGCCACCUACACCGUGGUCAGCUCGCCGGCCGGCAACCUCAGCCUGACGCUGCUGGAGCGCACCGGCUACCGCGGACCCUUCCUGCCCGGUUUCCGCCCUCUGUCCUCCAAAACCGGCCCGGGAUGGUUCAGCCACGUGGACCACCUGACCCUGGCCUGCACCCGCGGCAGCUCCCCUACACUGAUGCGCUGGUUCCACGACUGUCUAGGUUUUCACCACCUGCCACUGAGCCCAGGUGAGGAUCCGGAGCUGGGCUUCGAGGUGACAGCGGGGUCUGGACAAGGGGGGCUGAGGCUCACUGCCCUGCAGACCCGGCCAUGCAGUGCUGUCCCCACCCUGGUGCUGGCUGAGUCCCUCCCGGGGGCCGCCGGUGGACCGGACCAGGUGCAGCAGUUCCUGGCCCGGCACAGAGGACCCGGCCUGCAGCACGUGGGACUGUACACACCGAACAUCACAGAAGCCACUGAAGGGGUGACUUUGGCGGGGGGCCGGCUCCUGAUUCCCCCGAAGGCCUACUACCAGCAGCCCGGCAAGGAACGUCAGAUCCGAGCUGCAGGCCAUGAGCCCAACCAGCUGGCCCUGCAGGGAAUUCUGCUAGACGGCGAGAAGGGCAAGUUUCUGCUUCAGGUCUUCACCAAGUCGCUCUUUGCAGAGGACACCUUCUUCCUGGAGCUGAUUCAGAGGCAGGGGGCCACAGGCUUUGGCCAGGGCAACAUCCGGGCCUUGUGGCAGUCCGUGGAGGAGCAAGCUGCCAGGGGUCAGGAAGCCUGAGGAGGCCAGAGCUGGCAGCCACCUGUCCUGGAGGUCUGGGGAGUUCAGCACAGGGCCUGGUGGAAUAAGCCUUCGUCCCUAGGGGCCAGGUGUGGCCCCCAUUUCAUCAGUGCCUGCCAGAAGUUGAAUCUCUCUCUGGGAUCCAAAGAAGUUUGUUUUUUUAACUAUAAAACACUUUUUACAGUCUAUAUCUAAAUAAAGAAUAAGGGAGUGUAACUCCUUUAGGAAAUGGAACACAACCAAUACUCUUGAAGACUUUUAUGUCCUUCUCUGACCUCAUUUCCCUUCACCCACUCCCAAUUUUAGGAUUAUUAACCCCGUGCUUUUCUGUAUUGAUUCACUACAUAUGUAAUUUAUCCCUAAAUAAAUGAUUUCUUAUUUGAGGUA
Molecule: messenger RNA, 1663 nt
Organism: Myotis davidii
Lineage: Eukaryota; Metazoa; Chordata; Mammalia; Chiroptera; Vespertilionidae
Gene: HPDL
Product: 4-hydroxyphenylpyruvate dioxygenase-like
Exons: 2
Coding region: 278-1276 (332 amino acids)
Biological process (GO): aromatic amino acid metabolic process
Molecular function (GO): 4-hydroxyphenylpyruvate dioxygenase activity
Source: RefSeq, a predicted model, not a curated record